GGAGAAGGUGCGAGGGUGUCUAGCGACGUGGCCAAGCCGCUGAUUGGCCGAGAUAAACCCACCGCGCUCACAGCAUGGUACCUGGGUUGUGAUGGCCUGUAAGGAGAAACCACCGCCCGAUAGGACAACGACCUCGCGAUGGGAGCAUAUAGAGAGAGGCACUGCCCGCUGCUCAAGGCCGUGCUACCCGCUCGCAUCCUUCCAACGGUCUCGCCGGAACAAUGAAGUACUCUUUCGUCGCCUCCCUGCUUGCCUCCAGCACCGUUGUGCUUGGUGAGCUGGUGCCGGUGCACUUCAAGGCUCCCAGUCCAGCCCACUUCCGCGACGUCGUCCGCAACGACACGUACGAUUUUGGCUGCAGACCGGUUGCGCAACCCACUGAGGAUGGCCAGUUUCGCCUGGCUGCGUGGUUGAGCGAGCCCCAGAUCGUGGAGCUUGAGAAGUUCUACGAGCGGGACGCUGAGAUCUCAAUCAAGCGCCACCUGGUGAAGAGGGCAGCGAAUGCGCCCAUUGGAACCGGCGACCGUUUCUCCUCUGGCACCGUUGCUCCCAAGGGUCUUGGACAACAGGCUUCGGGCACCACCAUUGCGAGCAUCAUGAACGUGAACGAGAUCACCUCGGCCCUCAAUGCGCUCAAGAGCACCUACGGUGUCAACCUACUCACGCUGGCCAGCAAGACCUUCGAAGGCCGCACGCAAACCGUGGGCUACGUAGGCGCUGGCACAGACAAGUCGGCAUACCAUCUCUACCUCAGUGCCGGUAUCCACGCACGAGAGCGCGGUGGUCCCGACAACCUCAUUUACUGGAUCUCAGAUCUGCUAGCUGCCAAUAAGGCCGGCACUGGCCUAACAUACGGGCAGAAAACGUACACCAAUGCGCAGGUCAAGAGCGUCCUCACCGCUGGUAUUGUUUUCUUCCCUCUCGUCAACCCUGACGGUGUCGCCUACGAUCAGGCCAACGGCAACCUGUGGAGGAAGAACCGCAAUACCAAGUCCGGCAGCAGCGGUUCCUCUGUAGGUGUCGAUCUCAACAGGAACUUUGACUUCUUGUGGAACUUCAAGAAGUUCUUUGCCUCCAGCGAGUCUCCAGCAUCCACAUCUCCCUCCUCCGAAACCUUUUACGGCACCGCAGCUGCCUCUGAGCCCGAGACCAAGAACCAUGUAUCCGUCUACUCCAACUUCCCCAAGAUCCGCUGGUUCAUGGACAUCCACUCUGCAGUUGGGGACCUGCUCUACAGCUGGGGUGACGACGAGGACCAGACUACCACCUCUACCAUGAACUUCCAGAACAGCGCAUACGACGGCAAGCGCGGUCCCGUCGGCGACACCGCCUACAAGGAGUACAUCCCUUCGCAGGAUCUGACCAACAUCAAGAACGUGGCGUCCAAGACCGUUGCAGCGAUGAAGGCUGUCGGUGGACGCUCAUACAGCUCCCAGCAGGCCGUCGGUCUCUACCCCACGUCUGGCGCUACUGACGACUACGCUUUCAGCAGAUACUGGCAGGUCUCUGGCGCGAACAAGGUCUACGGUUAUACGCUCGAAUUUGCGCCCUCGGGCAACUUCUACCCUACGCUUGCCGAGUUCAACACGAACAUCCUGGACACCAACGCUGGGUUCAUGGACUGGGCACUGGCUGCUAUUGCGGUCGGUCUUGAGUAGCUGUAUAGUGAUGUUCAAAGUAACAUAAAUACUGAAUUUUAAUUCAUGAAUGACUUCACGUUGCAAUUUCCCACAAUAGACCUCUAAGGAAACCUGACGUCUAAAUGGACAAAAGUCCAUCCGCGGUCAUCACUGUACUUGGUUCACUCCUUGAAGGUGCUUGCCUGGAGGUAGGCGAAGACUGAAACGGCAGUCGCUCCGGCCACAACGCCUAGCAUGGCAGAUUUAGUGAAUCGUCCCACAGUAUAACCAAUAACACCAGCAACAAGGAUAGCCCCAGCCAUUCCUGCUACAAGGAGACAGU
Paraphaeosphaeria sporulosa is the source of this 1962-nucleotide messenger RNA. RefSeq names its product Zn-dependent exopeptidase. Lineage: Eukaryota; Fungi; Ascomycota; Dothideomycetes; Pleosporales; Didymosphaeriaceae. The record is from RefSeq and is a predicted model, not a curated record. Bases 222 to 1658 code for a protein of 478 amino acids. Gene Ontology annotation, molecular function: metallocarboxypeptidase activity; zinc ion binding. The transcript is spliced from 2 exons. Gene Ontology annotation, biological process: proteolysis.